AUGGACAACUACAAGGUCAUCGUCGCCCCCAUUGCCUCGGAAACCGCUAUGAAGAAGGUCGAAGACGGUAACAUCCUCGUCUUCCAAGUGGACAUCAAGGCCAACAAGCACCAAAUCAAGCAAGCCGUUAAGGAAUUGUACGAAGUCGACGUUGAAUACGUCAACACUUUGAUCAGACCCAACGGUACCAAGAAGGCUUACAUCAGAUUGACUGCUGACCACGAUGCGUUGGACAUUGCCAACAGAAUCGGCUACAUCUAA
Messenger RNA from Diutina rugosa, 261 nucleotides. RefSeq names its product 60S ribosomal protein uL23 (gene RPL25). Gene Ontology annotation, molecular function: rRNA binding; structural constituent of ribosome. The transcript has a single exon. The coding region runs from base 1 to 261 and encodes 86 amino acids. NCBI's taxonomy places the organism in Eukaryota, Fungi, Ascomycota, Pichiomycetes, Serinales, Debaryomycetaceae. Gene Ontology annotation, cellular component: cytosolic large ribosomal subunit; ribosome. The record is from RefSeq and is a predicted model, not a curated record. Gene Ontology annotation, biological process: translation; ribosomal large subunit assembly.